CAGCAAUUGCUCAUGUGAAGACACUGUUGAGAGCUCUGAUAACAAACACCCUAGGAAGGACAGGGGGAAAGGACUGAAAAUGGCAAACAAUACUAUGGGACUGAACAACACAAUGCAGCAGGAGUUAACAGCCACUGAAAUCUUCAAUAUAUGCAUCACUACUGUAAUCUUUGCAGUGGGUAUCAUUGGAAACGCACUUGUUAUAUACGUGACGGGCUACAAAAUGAAGACAACUGUCAACUCCAUUUGGUUUCUAAACCUGGCGAUCGCAGACUUCAUCUUCAUCUUAUUUUUAAUCCUGACCAUAUUUACCUUGAUUAACAAGAGGGUUUGGUACUUUGGUGACUUCAUGUGCAAGUUAGCCUCCUUUGUGUCAGUGCUGAACAUGUUUGCCAGCAUUUUCUUGCUCACCGCUAUCAGCCUGGACCGGUGUAUGUCCACCUGGUGGAUUGUUUGGGCUCAAAAUAAGCGAACUCUUUUCAAAGGCAGGAUCAUCUGUGCAUUUGUGUGGGUUUUAUCCAUCUGCUGCAGCAUACCGUUUGUCAUCUGCCGUUCAGGAGAGAAUAAAACAUGCAAAUACAAUCCUGGUACCAAUAUAAACUUUCUGUUCACAUACAGGUUUAUUGUGGGCUUUCUCAUCCCCUUUCUAGUCAUUGCAUCUUCAUACAUUGCUAUAGGAGUGAGGGCCAAACGUCUUAAAAGAGGGAAGAAACUUAAGCCUUUCCGUGUCAUUUUAUCAGUAAUCCUGGCCUUUUUCAUAUGUUGGCUUCCCUUUCAUCUUCAGCAGCUAAUUACUGCAAUGACAAAGGGGAAAGAUGAAUGGAGUGGCAUUCGAAAAGUAUUAUAUAAUAUAGGACCCUUUGUUGGCAGUCUGGCUUACUUCAACAGCUGUCUGAACCCCAUCCUCUAUGUGUUCAUGUGCGAGGAGUUUAAAAAGAAGCUCAAACAGUCUCUGCUGCUGGUGCUGGAGACAGCGUUUGCUGAAGAUCUGCCUUUCCGAACACGUCAGUCCACCUGCUCAGCCUUCUCAGAAUCACAAGGUCUCCAACAGCCAAACGACGCAACCUUCUCAUCUUCUGCUAGCAGCCAGGACAACAAAACAACUCUAUAGAAAAGCAGCUUUCAAUAGUCAUUCCAAGCACAAAAACAAACUCCCCACAAAACCCAUAAGGGAUUCCAUGUUUUCAUAAGAAACCCCCAUAAACUGCAGGCUUCCUUGAUAUUGCAAACAACCUAACAGAUACUAUGGGAGAACAGAAGACUAGGCCUCCCUGAAAGCCAUAUUUGAUCUAAAGACAAUCUAAGACAUAUUUCUGAUUGCUCCUGGUGAUUUCAUUCAGCCAUUUGGUCCGCUUUAGACAACAAUACCAAAGGUUUUGAGAACAACAUGAAGGAUGCCAGAUCAUGACAUGAAAAGGAUGUGAAGGAUGCCAGAUUUGUGUAAGAAACCCCUCUAAAUGUGCUUAUUUUUCCAUCAUCGCUUUAGGACUGAAAAACAACCAAUGCCUCAAUUCUGCAGGACAACUGAGGACUUGGCAACACUGAAAGCCAUAUUUGAUUAAAAAAUCUAUGGUCCUGUUUAUACAUUUUGAGAUGUGUUUUGGUGGAUUGAAUCACAAGAGAGACACAUUCACCUAGUGAAUAAUCACUCUUGUCCAAUUUUGAGCACAUUACCAAACUUUGAGGGUAUUAACAAACUCUUCACUGUGCUGCCUUGAUGCCAUUGGGGUUGCCAGGUAGGUUGUAACAAACAACCCACAAACUGCAAGUCUGUCUUUGUCUGCAAGUCGGUUUAGUUCAUUAGACUGAACAAAUUACCUGCUGCAACUGUAGAUCAUCUCUAAUGGAGGACUGAGGACUUGGCAACACUGAGUAUGUUUACAUAGACACCAUUAAUCCAAUUUUUAUAUGAUUAAGACAAUACCCUGAUUAAGAGUCUACUAUGUUAACAUUGAU
This is a messenger RNA of Danio rerio (zebrafish), 1956 nucleotides long. NCBI's taxonomy places the organism in Eukaryota, Metazoa, Chordata, Actinopteri, Cypriniformes, Danionidae. The record is from RefSeq and is a predicted model, not a curated record.